AUGGUAACUGCAGCGACAAAGGACAAGGACCCGCUGGGUAACCCGGGCGUCUACGAAAUACCAUGCGACUGCGGGAAGUCCUACAUAGGGGAAACCGGACGCAACGUGGCCACGAGGCUGUUAGAGCACAUACGGAGCGUGAAAAAGAUGGACUGCAGUAACUCGGCCGUGGCAGAGCACGCUCUCGAGACAGGCACGUCGCACUAUCUCCGAUUCGACAAGGCGAGGUUACUGACACAAAUAAAACCCAGACCCCUAGUCCCCGGCAGCCCCGCUAUUCCUGGCUCCGGUAGCGGCCAGGGUAAUGGCGGGGCAGGGGGUGCUACAGUGAAUCACCGGCAGAGGCCCGGCUACCAUAACCGACGACCCUUGGCCCUGGCAACAUACAACUGCCGUACGCUGCGGACCGACGAAAAGUUAUUAGAACUGGAGGAAGAAUUAAGCAGGUUACGUUGGGGAAUCAUAGGGUUAUCGGAAGUCCGUAGAGAGGGGGAGGACAUGAUAACUCUGAAUUCCGGCAACUUGCUCUAUUUCCGGGAGGGCGAACAACGGUCCCAGGGAGGUGUCGGGUUUAUCGUCCACAAGUCCCUCGUAAACAACGUGGUGAAGAUCGAGAGUGUGUCGAACAGGGUAGCGUGCCUUGUACUCAGAAUGACCCAACGUUAUUCGUUGAAAGUCAUACAAGUCUACGCACCGACCUCGACACACCCCGACGAUGAGGUGGAGGCUAUGUAUGAGGAUAUCUCCAGAGCCAUGCAUAGCUCCAAAACUCACUUCACAGUUGUUAUGGGGGACUUCAACGCUAAGCUGGGCAAACGAGACGGUGAAGAGCUGAGAGUGGGGCAAUUUGGAGUGGGGCGUAGGAAUCACCGGGGCCACCUACUGGCUGGUUUCAUGGAGAAGGAAGGACUCUAUAUGAUGAACUCCUUCUUCAGGAAACGUGAGCACAGGAAGUGGACCUGGGUGAGCCCUGACGGUGCAACAAGGAAUGAGAUCGACUUUAUCAUGUCGACGAAGAAGCUCUUCUUCAAAAAAGGUGAUAACACCUUGCUGAAGAAUUAUAGACCCAUCUCACUUCUGAGCCAUGUCUACAAGCUGUUUUCGAGAGUCAUCACGAACCGUCUCGCACGCAGGUUUGACGACUUCCAGCCUCCCGAACAAGCAGGUUUCCGUAAAGGCUAUAGUACCGUAGACCACAUACAUGCGUUGCGGCAGGUUAUACAGAAGACUGAGGAAUAUAACCUCCCCCUUUGCCUUGCAUUUGUGGACUACGAGAAAGCCUUCGAUUCGAUCGAGACUUGGGCUGUGCUGCAGUCUCUCCAAAGGUGCCAAAUCGACUACCGGUAUAUCGAAGUGCUGAAGUGUCUGUACGAAAACGCCACCAUGUCCGUCCGACUACAGGGCCAGAGCUCGAAGCCUAUUCCAUUGCAGCGGGGAGUCAGACAAGGAGAUGUAAUCUCCCCAAAGCUGUUCACCGCUGCAUUGGAGGAUGCCUUUAAGGUUCUGGACUGGAAAGGACGAGGCAUCAAUGUAAAUGGCGAGUACAUCACUCACCUUCGGUUUGCCGAUGAUAUCGUAGUCAUGGCUGAGACCAUGGAGGACCUCAGUGCGAUGCUCGCUGAUCUCAGCAGAGUAUCUGAACGAGUUGGUCUGAAAAUGAACAUGGACAAGACGAAGAUCAUGUCUAACGUCCAUGUUGUGCCAACUCCCGUAUUAAUCGGAGGCUCUGCGCUCGAAGUUGUUGACGAUUAUGUAUACCUAGGACAAACAGUCCAGUUAGGUAGGUCCAACUUCGAGAAAGAGGUCACUCGUCGAAUCCGACUCGGUUGGGCAGCGUUCGGGAAGCUCCACAGUAUCUUUUCGUCCAAAUUGCCGCAGUGUCUUAAGUCAAAAGUCUUUGACCAGUGUGUGUUGCCAGUGAUGACAUACGGAUCUGAGACGUGGGCGCUAACGAUGGGCCUCAUAAGAAGGCUCAAGGUCACGCAAAGGGCAAUGGAGAGAGCUAUGCUCGGGGUUUCUCUGCGUGAUAGAGUCAGAAAUGAUGAUAUCCGCAGUAGAACUAGGGUCACCGAUAUAGCUCGCAGAAUUGCAAACCUUAAGUGGCAGUGGGCGGGGCACAUUGCUCGCAGAACUGAUGGCCGGUGGGGCCGGAAGGUUCUGGAGUGGCGUCCGCGUACCGGAAGACGAACUGCCGGUAGGCCUCCAACGAGAUGGAGCGACGACCUGGUGAAAGUCGCGGGAAUUCGGUGGUUGCGAGCGGCACAGGAUCGGUCGGAGUGGCGAGCCUUGGGGGAGGCCUAUGUCCAGCAGUGGACGUCUAUCGGCUGA
Molecule: messenger RNA, 2328 nt
Organism: Cydia strobilella
Lineage: Eukaryota; Metazoa; Arthropoda; Insecta; Lepidoptera; Tortricidae
Exons: 4
Coding region: 1-2328 (775 amino acids)
Molecular function (GO): catalytic activity
Source: RefSeq, a predicted model, not a curated record